Pseudomyrmex gracilis is the source of this 3387-nucleotide messenger RNA. RefSeq lists its product as uncharacterized. The record is from RefSeq and is a predicted model, not a curated record. The transcript is spliced from 6 exons. Lineage: Eukaryota; Metazoa; Arthropoda; Insecta; Hymenoptera; Formicidae. Bases 330 to 1535 code for a protein of 401 amino acids.
CGGCCCUCAGUGUAAAUUAAAAUGGCGAGUGUGCGGAUCCUCCGUGACGGCUGGCAGCGCGUUUCGGCCGUACUCGCGAUUUUCUGAAUAGGACACGCACAAUAAUGUGAUCCAUGUGACUCGUGUCGACACUCGUGGUGACUGUGGAACUAACCGUUCGGCGCGUCGUAAGGUUCAUCUCACAUUUUUCCCAAACACCCAGUGUACACAACAACACCCGCGCGCGAGCAUCAAAUCUUAUAACCAAACACCCUUCUGUCGCGGGGAAUCAGCGGGGUGACAUCGACGUGUGAAAUUUCCCGCAGCUAACUAUAUAUCCAGAUGACGCGAUGACGCUACAUUGGUGGAUGCAUUGGUUCUGGGUUACCGCACAAUUUCUUGUGAUUCUUGGAAAUCCUCUACCGUCUACCACGUUAGACCCCGUCAAUCAGCCGUCCCCGAGAGUAACAUCCUUGUCGUUUGAGACUGAAGAUAUCUAUCGCACGUCGAAGUCGCCGAAAUCGAGUUUUCGCGUCGCCAAGGCCAUCGGUCUUUAUCCCCAGACAAACACGGCCGUGAUAGGUGACAGACAGCAACCGGUUACCACCGUUGCUUCACUGCCGUUGGAACGUGGAAGUACCAGCGGGGUGAACAUCCACGAGACCAUCGAGCUAAGCUUCCGCGGGAACGUCUCCAGCGUCGAGCCGCUCGGCGCGACAACGCCGCAGCGCGCCACGGAGAACGUCGAGCGAAUCAGAAGCUCGACUCCGAAGAAGGACAGCAAGAUCACGUGGAUAUUGACGACAAACAAGUCUUCAAUCAGGUCGAAAUACGAUCAGGAGGAAAGAAAUCAGUCGGUCUCUAACGUUCCCAACAGGAACAUCAGCUUCGACGAAGUUGAGGAUCUCACCGUUCUACCUCUUCAGGAAGAAAUGUCCAAGACCGAUUUGAUGCUGAACAGGACGAGGUCUACGUUUAUAACGUCCUUGUCCGCGGCUGGUGCUAGUAACGCCGCGAUCAGGACGUUCAAUCAGUCGGAGGACGAUAUCGAGAUCGACGAGGAAGUGGCUCAGACGCAGCACUUCGCCACGGCGGCGUCUAUCCUCGAAGUUGGCGUGAGCGAAUCCACCCGCCUGAGCAGAGCGAGGAAUACUUUCAUCACGCAGAACUUCAAGAGGGAUCAAGUACAGGAAGAGAAUCGACCUUCUGAUUACGUUGACGCUACUAAUAACAGCGAAAACGUAGAACAAAGUUCGGCGACAUCCGCGGCGGGUAUAGCCGCAAUUACAGGCAGCUGUUUAGCGACCGUAGCUCUACUCAGCACAAUGGGUAGUCUCGGAUUCAUUAUAUACAGGCGCAAGUACUUGAACCCUCCACAAACGUUGAACAGUGACAAAUGCAGCAAUCCCGAUAGCUCCGGUUACAUCGAUGAUUCCACUAUUCGCGAUAAUUCGGAAGAGAUGUACAGUUUGGAUAAUGAUUCGUUUUUAAAUUCGCUAGAGGCAAUGACAAUACAGAAUUAUUGGACGGACAGUGUGAAGCAUACGAAGCUAUGACAAAAAAAGAUAACACAUCCCGGAAAGAGAAUUGAGACGUUCAGUAUUUCCGAUGGUGAAGCGCACGAGCAAAUCUCACUGCUUGAGCAAUAGUACUUACACAUUCGAGAUAUCCGUAUUUUAGUUAGUUCGCGUUGAGAAGUUUUGUUGCUCUGCGCAUAAUCGGAGACGACAAACAUACGCAACAGCGUCAUUCAUCAGUCUCAAAUGGCCUGCGCCGAACGUAACUACCUUUGAACGUUACCAUUGUACGACUAUAGAGAAUUGUAGAUCAAAAUUACGUAUAUAUCAUCUUGAAAGCGUGUCGUUCCUCAAAUGUUGAUUUGACGUCACUUCCAACAUCCCUAUAUUUUUCUACGACGUAUGCAACGUUGGCAAAGUCACUUUGACUUUGGAAGUGACGCAAUUAUCUUCGAAUAUUUCCAUUAACGAUAUAGUGCAAUAAUAAAUAACACAAAAAACUUGAUGUACUUUAUUAUAUUAAAUUAAUUGAAAAAGAAAAUGUAAUAAUAAUAACACUUCUAAUCUUUAGAAAAGUAAGUACAAAUAAGACUAUAUUAUAGCUAGAGAGUUUUCGCUAAAUUAUAAAGAGAAGGAAUAAUUUAAUAAGGAGAUUUAUUGAGAUAAGAAGUAUUUUAAGAGUAUUUAUAGAAAUAAAAUCACAUAAAAAAAAAAAAAAAAUAUACUUCCAACAACGCGAAUUGUACAAUUGUACUUAUCGAUGAUAUCUUUUAUCUAUGGAUUGAACACUGAUGUGUCUUCUAUAGUGUCUCACUUUUUGGAAUUACAAUUAAAUAACGAUUAAUUUCCGCCAUAUACUGAGAAUUGCUUAAUCUUAAUCGGAUAGCUUGAAUAUUUUUUCGAACACCGGAUUUACGGAAGAUCGGACCAAAUCAUACGUAGAUCUUAGCUUUAUGCCUUUACGACAUAUCCAGCAGAACUGUUCAUUCAUGUUUUCCAUUGUGAAUCUAGAGCUUGUACCUAUGUACAUAUAUACGUACCGUUGUGACAUUUUAUGUAUAGAUGCGCAAAAAAAAAAAAAGGAAAACCCUGGCACCGGCGCCAACGAGAUGCGAUUAAUUUUUAAGUAGCUCUUUAGCAUUUAUCUAUAUAUAUUUCUAUACACAUUUCCGAAAGGAAAGAAAGAAGACCGAGAAUCCAUUGUGAUAGAUCAGCGUGUAGCGUUUAAAAAAGUGUAAAAUUAUGAUCGGUUAGUUUGAGAUAAGGUUGUGAAUAAAAUUCGUUCGUGUAUUGUACAUUACUGCCGUCCCUUCCUUAUCCAGAUAGAUCUACUUUCAACGAUAUCCGUUUGUUUCGAGUUUGUUACAACACGUAAAUUUUAUAUUUUUAACGUGCUUGUUUUUAUACUGUUGCGUGUGUUAUAUACACGAGUGAUAAGUAUUUGUAACGACGGCAUAGAACGGUGACAUGUAUUAUCAUCGGCGGUUUCUUCCUCGUCAUCAUCGUCGACGGUGUCUGUAGUGAUGUUUAAAAGCGACGAGCACGGAGCUGCGAAAGACUCUGGUGAGCUAGCCUACGAGAAGAAAAAGCGAAUUUGUGUGUGGAAGAGUAUAAAGGAAUAAACAAAAAUGAUUAGUCAUUUGCGUCUCUACGUCCGCUUAAUCUUGUUAUUAGGUGUCUACAUUUGUGUUAAUUCUCUAUAUUUAUACAUUCUAUCUUCUUCUGAGAUGAUGAAACUUGUCAACAGCAAUGUGACACUACCUUGUUUUCUAUGCGUCGUUUCGAAUACUUAUCAAUCGUCUCUCGUAUAGGUUUUAAAUUCCAAAACACACAUCUUGUUCCGAGAAAUAUCAAAGCUAAAUAAUAAAACUAUAAAGCUAAAUGAUGAUAA